AGUUUUGAAAGCCCAUCUUCACGGCCUAACGUAAUAUCCUAAUAGCAAAACGUUCCCGGCGUAAAUUAGCUUCCACCGCCGAUUUCCGGCACUCCCAACUCUGCUUCUAGUAUUCUCUCUCCAAAAUUCUUCAUUUUUCUAGAGAGAGAGAGAGUCCAGAUCAUCAUCAAUGGACGUACUCUUCAACUCAAUCGACGUCCGAGAUCUCCUCUCAUCCCACGACCUCGACGACUCCUCCCCACUGUCAGCACCCGAUCUCCGCCUCGUCAUCGAUCGCCUCCAAGUCCGUUCCCUCCAUAUCAAGUCCAAGGUCCAGAGCUACAUUCUCUCUCAUCACCAGGACUUCGCUUCGCUCUUCGCCCAAUGUUCCGACGCCGUUUCGAGAUCCGAACAGAUAUCGGGCCAAGUAUCCGACCUCCUCGGGCUCAUCUCGGACCACUCGGUCGACGUCGAGAUCAGAGACGUAGUGGCGGAGAUCGGGAGGAAGCGGAAGGAGGCCAAGGAGAAGAAGGAAUUGUUGGAGUUGGUGAGGGCAAUUGUGGAAUUGAGCGAAAAGUUGGCGCGUGCUAAGGCGGAGAUGAGGGCGGGUAGGGUGAUUGAGGCGGCGGAGGCCAUGACGGGGUUGAAAGCAGCGUUGCGGAUGCGUGAUGAGGCGGCAGCGACAACGGAGGAGAGAGAGCCAAUGGUGUAUGCUUUGUUGAGGAAGGAGUGGACGGAGUGCUUUGAGGAGAUACAAGAAGUGCUUGUGAGGUUUAUGGGGAAUGCUGUGCGGUUUGAGCAGAAAAGUAAUGCAGUUCGAGUAAAGUAUCGGGGGAGUAUAAACAAAACUGAUGGGAUUGAGCUUCAUACGGUAUUGAAAGCAAUGGAUGUGGUCGGAAUUCUAGAUUAUGGGAUUGGUAAAGUAGCAGACUUGAUGAUUAAAUAUGUCGUCACUCUGGCAGUUAAUAGUAGAUCUCCUUCUUCAUUCGUGGAGGAAACAAAUCAUGACUCAGGACAUUUGACCGAUGCUGUUCUGAAGAUAGUCCCUUCUUCUGAUCCUGAGAUUGAAAAUGUUGAUGCCGGAAAGAUCUAUUCAGCAAUUAUUCAGGCCAUUAAGUUUAUCUACAAUUCAAUUUGUUUUCAAAAUGGUCAUUGGAUGCGAUGUUUUGGAAGAUUGAUGUGGCCUAGGAUGUCAGAGUUGAUUAUCUCCAAUAUCCUUUCUAAGGUUAUCCCUGACGAUGCUUCCAAACUUUCUGACUUUCAGAAAGUAGUAAACCUUACAUCUGAAUUUGAGACUAAGUUAAAGGAAAUGAUGUUCAUUGCGCCUGAUAACAAGGAUGAAAGAUUGAGCAAUUUUGCAGACAAUGUUGAGGUUCACUUUGCAUCAAGGAAGAAAGUUGAGAUCCUGGCGAAGGCGAGAAAUUUGCUUCUACAAUCUAACUUCAACCUUCCUCAAGACUAUACAGGGAAGGCUACUAAAUUGAAGAAUGAUGGAAAUGCUGAAAAUUCUCCUGAUGGUGUUGUUGACUUGCUUUUUUUGUCUGAGAGGUGCACAGUGUCUAAAGCAGCUUCUCAACUAAUGGAACUAGUGCAUCAAACCCUUAAGGAUGUUUGCUUGUCUUCGACAAGAGUGGCACUGCAAUUCUAUCAUGCUGUUAGAGAUGCUCUACUUCUUUAUGGAGCUGUUAUUCCUGUCAAGCUAGAAAGGCAGCUUGAUGGCAUCAAUCAGGUUGCUGGUCUAAUUCACAACGACUGUCUUUAUCUGUCUCAGGAAAUUCUUGGGCUUGCAUUUGAGUAUCGCUCAGACUUUCCAAGUUCCAUCAAAGAGCUUGCUGUGUUUAUUGAUUUGGCUCCAAGAUUCCAGUUUAUGGCAGAAGAAAUAUUACAGAGACAGAUUCAACUCGUCAUUUAUAACUUAAAGGAGGCUAUUGAUGGUGCCGAUGGAUUUCAAAAUACCCACCAAUUGCAACACUAUGGGUCUGCAAAGUUUAGCAUAGAUCAGGUUGUUUUCAUCCUUGAGAAAGUACGUAUGAUUUGGGAGCCUCUUUUGCUUCCAUUGACUUACAAGAGAAGUAUGUGCAUAGUUCUGGAGUCAGUUUUUUCUAGAAUGACUAAAGAUAUACUCCUUUUAGAUGACAUGGCAGCGGAGGAAACAUUGCAGCUUCAAAGACUCAUUCAUUUGAUGUUGGAGAACCAAUCUUCUUUAUUGGACUCACUGGUUGCUAUCAACCAAACAGGGAAGUCGUCACAGGAGGGCUUUACGUACUCUAUAGACAAUCUCAUUCCCUCCCUACGUAAAUUACGCAGACUGUCAGAUUUGUUGGACAUGCCUUUAAAGUCUAUUACAGCAGCUUGGGAAAGUGGAGAGCUGGUCAAUUGUGGUUUUACAUCAUCUGAGGUGGAAGAUUUCAUCAGAGCCAUAUUUACAGAUUCACCUCUGAGGAAAGAAUGCUUGUCAAGAAUCGGAAAUUCCUACUUUUAGAAGUUUCAAGGGCAGAUAUGACCCCUCCCCCCCUUCCCCCUUUUAAACCAGCAGGUCGAAUUUGCCCGUUUCUUAGAUUUUUUUUUCCCCGAACCAACUAACAAAAAGCAGAUGCAACUCUCUCUAAAGUUUUUGUUUGUAUUUCUGUAUUUAUAGAGUUGAACAGGAAAAUCUUCUAUCCAAGGCAUCAUUUUGUAAAAUAUGUGCUUGUAGUGACUUUGAUGAAAAAAGAGGAAAGAGAAAAGUUGAUUUUAA
Cornus florida is the source of this 2716-nucleotide messenger RNA. Its product is annotated as centromere/kinetochore protein zw10 homolog. The record is from RefSeq and is a predicted model, not a curated record. Bases 170 to 2461 code for a protein of 763 amino acids. NCBI's taxonomy places the organism in Eukaryota, Viridiplantae, Streptophyta, Magnoliopsida, Cornales, Cornaceae. Gene Ontology annotation, biological process: endoplasmic reticulum to Golgi vesicle-mediated transport; mitotic cell cycle; mitotic spindle assembly checkpoint signaling. Gene Ontology annotation, cellular component: RZZ complex; chromosome, centromeric region; nucleus. The transcript is spliced from 14 exons.